UGGUACUAUGACUUGCAGAUUAUUUUCCUAGAUGCUAUCUAGGAGUAUAUAAUAAGAGGAGGACUAGUCAUAAAAUCGCAGAGAGUCAUAUAUGGAGGGCGAAGAAGAGGUGAAGCUAUUGGGAGCAUGGUACAGUCCAUUUGUUCAGAGGGUGAAAUGGGGUCUGAAGAUGAAGGGAGUCCAGUACCAAGACAUCGAACAAGACCUCACCAACAAGAGCCCUCUUCUCCUCAACUCCAACCCUAUACACAAGAGAGUACCUGUCCUGCUUCACUCCACCCACAAACCAAUCUCUGAGUCACUUGUCAUCGUUGAGUACAUUGAUGAGACUUGGGAACACAACCCCUUGUUGCCUAAGGACCCCUAUCAAAGAGCCAUGGCUAGAUUCUGGGCUAAGUUUGCUGAGGAAAAGUUUACUGAAGUGGUAAGGAAAACAGUAUUUCUUGAUGGAGAGAAACAAGAAAAGGAAGUGAUGCAAGCCAUAGAUGCCCUAGAAAUCAUUGAAGGAGAGCUCAAGGGUAAGAAGUUCUUUGGAGGUGACACCGUUGGGUAUGUGGACAUCGUCAUGGGGUGGAUUGCUGUUUGGCUUGGAGUGGUUGAGGAGGUUGCAGGCAUCAAAGUGUUUGACCCUCUAAAGUUCCCCUGUUUGGAUACAUGGAUGGGUUGCUUUUUAGAGUUACCAUUCAUCAAAGAGGACUUACCACCAAGGGAUAACUUGGUAGCCUACUUCCACAAUUACCGUCAAUUUGUACUGGCUUCACCUGCUCAAAUAUGAGAGGUUUCGACACGAAUUCUCUGGUGUACACAUGCAAGCGAUCUGAGUCAUUUCGUGCUGUAUAACACGGUGCUAUUACAAAAAAUUACUAAAUUAAAAAUAAAGAACUAGUUAUGUCAUGUAUCUAAUAUUAUUAUCUUAAUACACUUGGAAGGCUUUUCACCAUCGUUUUGCUUUGUUUAGAAUGCAA
Molecule: messenger RNA, 965 nt
Organism: Cornus florida
Lineage: Eukaryota; Viridiplantae; Streptophyta; Magnoliopsida; Cornales; Cornaceae
Product: probable glutathione S-transferase
Exons: 2
Coding region: 92-775 (227 amino acids)
Biological process (GO): glutathione metabolic process
Cellular component (GO): cytoplasm
Molecular function (GO): glutathione transferase activity
Source: RefSeq, a predicted model, not a curated record